This is a messenger RNA of Salarias fasciatus (jewelled blenny), 2504 nucleotides long. RefSeq names its product SEC62 homolog, preprotein translocation factor (gene sec62). Gene Ontology annotation, biological process: post-translational protein targeting to membrane, translocation. The record is from RefSeq and is a predicted model, not a curated record. The transcript is spliced from 8 exons. Bases 39 to 1322 code for a protein of 427 amino acids. Lineage: Eukaryota; Metazoa; Chordata; Actinopteri; Blenniiformes; Blenniidae. Gene Ontology annotation, cellular component: endoplasmic reticulum membrane; endoplasmic reticulum.
GCGCAGCCUCGCGCACGGAGAAGCUGAGUUGGAGGAUCAUGGCGGAGCGCAGGAGGCACAAGAAGCGGACCCAGGAGGUGAGCGAGCCCACCAAGGAGGAGAAGGCGGUGGCCAAGUACCUCCGCUUCAACUGCCCCACCAAGUCCACCAACAUGAUGGGACACCGGGUGGACUACUUCGUCGCCUUCAAGGCCGUGGACUGUCUGCUGGACUCCAAGUGGGCCAAAGCCAAGAAGGGAGAGGAGGCGCUGUUCACCACCAGAGACUCGGUGGUGGAUUACUGCAACAGGCUCCUCAAGAAGCAGUUCUUCCACCGAGCUCUCAAGGUCAUGAAGAAGAAGCCAGAGAAAGACGCCAAGAAGGAGAAAGAGAAGGAGAAGGCCAAGAGCGACAGCAGCAAGGAGGAGGAGAAGAAAGGGAAGAAGGAGAAAGACAAGAAGAAGGAGACGGAGGUGGCUGAGGUCAAGAAGGAGAAGAGUGACGACAGUCCCGGAACGCCCAAGAAGAAGAAGGAGGUGAAGAAGAAGUUCAAACUGGAGCCUCAUGAAGAUCAGCUCUUCCUGGAUGGAAACGAGGUGUUUGUGUGGAUUUACGACCCCGUCCACUUCAAGACGUUCGCCAUGGGCCUGAUCCUGGUGAUCGCGGUGAUCGCCGCCACGCUGUUCCCGCUGUGGCCGGCGGAGAUGCGCGUGGGCGUGUACUACCUGAGCGUGGCGGCCGGCUGCUUCGUGGCCAGCAUCCUGCUCCUGGCCGUCGCCCGCUGCAUCCUCUUCCUCAUCAUCUGGCUGGUGACCGGCGGCCGCCACCACUUCUGGUUCCUCCCCAACCUGACGGCCGACGUGGGCUUCAUCGACUCCUUCCGGCCGCUCUACACGCACGAGUACAAGGGGCCGCGCGCCGGCGACAAGAAGGGCUCCGACAAGGCCGACAAGGACGCCGCCGCCGCGUCCAAGGCUCAGAAGUCGGACAGCGACGAGAAGUCGGACAGCGAGAAGAAGGACGGGGAUGACGAGGAGGAGGAGGAGGAGGAGGAGAGCAAGGAGGCGAGUCCGGAGGAGAGCAAGCAAGGGGAGGCGGCGGCGGAGGAGGAGGAGGAGCGCCGCUCGGACACAGACAGCGAGCGGCGGGAGGACGAAGGCUCGCAGCACAGCAACGGGAAUGAUUUCGAGAUGAUCACCAGGGAGGAGCUGGAGCAGCACACGGAGGAGGAGGAGGGGGAGGAGGAGGAAGAGGAGGAAGAGGAGGAGGGGGAGGAGGAGGAGGCAGAAGAGAGGAAAGAGGAGGAUGGGAGUGAGACUAAACCUCAGACUGCAGAAACAUAAACUUCUUCCCAUCCCCACACUACUUCCUCUCUCUGCCCCUCCCCUCCCCCCACGUCGUCACGACGACGGGUCACCUCCAGCAGGAGAAGCCUCACGGCGGGCGGCAGGAAGCCCGUCGACCUUUGACCUUUCGCCGGCCCGGCCGGGCGUCCCGCGGCUCUGGGCUUCCUGCCGUUCGCUGUUUUUUUUUUUUCCCCCCUCAUCUCUGAUUCGAUCUCGGUGCGACCUGACCCCCCCCAGGCUCCCGUUCAUGUUCGAUUCCGUGCACCUCGUCCGGCUCACGGCCGCUGUUUACUUUUUAUAAAAAAAUAACUAAAACGUUAUAGAGAAAAGAAAAGAAAAAAAAAAAGGGUGUCUGCUCGACGGCGUUACACUCGGUUCCCAAACAGAAGCAGAUUUCCAGAGCGAAGCCAGCUCUCAGUGCCAAACGCAGCGAGCCGGGCGUCCGCCGCUCGCCGCUCAGACUCCGGGCCCUCGCUCCGGUCUGGACGAGUCCACGGUACAGAGGUCCAAACUGUCGUCGCGCAUUAUUUUCUGGCUAGAAAUGUCGUAGAAGCUCUUUUUAGUCAUAGCGUUGAUUAUAUUUAAGUAAAAACAUAGGAAUGUAUGGUUUAUAUAUGGAUUCUAUUGAUAUAUCUGAUAUUUACAUACAGUACUGAACAGCUGACCGCCCCUCCCGGCUUCGGCAGGCGGUAACUUCAUCCCUUCUUUUAAAUGUUGCUUCUGGUUAUUUUUUUAGACGUCGGCGUGUGGGCCUGAGGUUUGUAGCUCUCUGACCUUCACACGCUUCUCCACCUUAUUGUAUUAUUUCCCCCGUCUCUCUCUCUCUCUCUCUCUCUCUCUCUCUGUCGUCUUUUGUUUUUCUUCCCCAAAUGGGCAAAGUGCAUCUCUCCCCCCUCCCUGCAUCGGUAACAUUUCACUAAAAUAAAUAGGGAGGAAAAAGACGAAGCGGACUCUCCCGGUUGUUUCUGACUGUUGCACAGUACCAGUCUGUUGUAUAUUGUAGUAUUAUGACUCUGCUGCUGCUUCUCAUCACACCUUUUCUGGGAGGAAUCAAAGUGAAGCUGUAAAACCGUCGAUGUUUUCUCUCCGGUCAGAAAAAAAAAAACAAAAAAAAAGAAACUAAACGUGUCUUUUUGAUCACAUGGUUGUCCACGUUUGGAUCGAUAUCAUUCUAGAGAC